Molecule: messenger RNA, 1105 nt
Organism: Nezara viridula (southern green stink bug)
Lineage: Eukaryota; Metazoa; Arthropoda; Insecta; Hemiptera; Pentatomidae
Source: the annotation of a GenBank genome assembly
GUCAAAAUCGUUUGAAGCGUUUUGUCGCUGUAGUCUGUAGAAUACGUCGUUAGCCUGUCCAGUCGCAGACUCAGAAAUACUUUUCUUUUUUUUACUCAAUAUUUGUAGAAAAUUUCAUAUCGAAUAGUGAAAGAAAGAAAAACUAUUUAAACUAACCUUCUUUCGAACUAACAACGUAAGUUCUUAAUUACUGGUUUAAAUAUUGAGUAGUUCAUCUGUCGGAGAAGAUUUUUAAUUUUACAAAUCCUGAUAAAUCCUUACAUAACUGAUUCAAACAUUGUUCCUCUUCUCAAAACAGCAUUGUUGAAAUUCCUUGUAAGUGAUAUGAAUUGACAUGAAUGAAUAUAUACCUGCAUGAAUCCUAAUUGUAUAUGAUUUUAGCAAUCCCAAAUUACUGCCAAUUGGCGAGUGAUCCCCAACAGCCAUCUACACAUUCAUCGAUUUACAUCUGUAAUAGCUGACAUUUUCUCCUUCCCAAUCCUAAAUGAGAGGAAUCGCUUGUGAUUUAGUGUUUCAAUUUGAAGCUGCAACCUCGGUUAAGGUGCGUGACAGAGGUUCGCAUGACCGAGACAGAACUCCUCCCAACGAUCUAUUGUUAGUCCCUUCAAAGGCUGGAGCUCUGGAGAGAGUGGCGGGAGGAUCCUGGGGUAUGGUACAAGAGAUCGUAAUUCGUCAGGAGAAUGGGCCUCUUCUGAUUUAUGGUCUGGGCUAGAGCUCAUUCAAGUCGAAACUAGCAUUUUAUGGUUCAAAAUUAAAAGAUAUUUAACCGGAUUUUUUCCUUUACAUUUCGCUAUCGAUGGAUCUUUUUGCUUGGAUCUGAAGGAAAAAAACAACGGAUAAAUGGGUUAUUAAAAUAAAAUGCUUGAUAGAAGAAAAUUUCUGGAUAUAUUUCUUCAUAACUGUACUCUUAUUUUUCAACUGAAGUAUUACAGGACUUGUUAUACGUCUCCAACACUGUAGCAACCAAUGGAAGAUCUCGGGUACAGUACUUUGUAUGAAUGUGAUGUUUCUUGCUCAACUGUUGGGCAAGAAGUUGAUCAGACCGAGAUUAAGGCCAACCCUCGGGUUUUUACAGUAAUUAAUUAUUUAAUGGCCACUAUUCUCC